AUGGAGUCCAAAGAGCAGCAGCGGACCUACAGCUCGCUGGCCCGUGGCCGCCGGGAGCGCGCCAGAGAACCGGGAGCUCUCGCGCAUGACGGAGAGAGAGAGGCUGCGGAGAGGAAGAGGGGAGACAGAGAGAUGGAGAGAGAGAGGGCGAUGGAGAGAGGGAUGCUGGUGGAGGGCUACGGGGAGCGGCAGCGACACGCGUCACUCUCCUCGGCUGUCCUCCUCACCCAGAAGACCUACAGCUCGAGCGAGACGCUACGCGCCCUGGAGCAUGGCGAGGCCUCAGCACAGACCCUCUACCCUCCACGCCACCGCAUGCCCGACAUGGUGCCCCGCGACCGCGACGAGUUCCGCGGGACAGCCCAGACCCUGUCACUAAGACAACUGGGGAUAUGCAACCCCGCCCCUCGAAGGGGACUGAGCUUCUGUGCCGAGACCGGCCUAUCGCACGAGAGGGGUGGGACCGACCACACGGAGACUGGCCUAUCGCAGGCAGGCCUGCCAGUGGACUGUGCCAUCCGUCUGUGGGGCAGGGGGAGCAUGAAGGCCCCCCAUGGGCAUCACGGCCCCGUCUCCCAGCUCUCCAGUCGCUCCAACUCAGCUCUCACCCUCACGGACACUGAGCAUGACAACAAGUCCGACAACGAGAGCGAACCCCUGUCCAGUCAGCAGAGCCCGCCGCCUCUGCCACCCGCCCCUCAUCAUCACAAGCAGACGCCAUCCAUCACCUCCCUCAACCAUGCCCUGGCCAGCCAGACCACCGAGCUGCAGAGCGCCUCCGAGUGUGUGCAGCUGCAGGAGAACUGGGUACUGGGAAGCAACGUGGCCCUCGAAAGCAGACACUUCCUUUUCAAGACGGGCACUGGUGCCAACUCCUUGUUUGCCGCUGCAGCUCCUGGCUACACCAUGGCAACAGGCUCGGUGUACUCCCACCCCGCGCGCCCGCUGCCCAGAAGCACCCUGUCCAGGGGCGCCUUCAAGUUCAAGAAGUCCCCAAAAUACUGCACCUGGAAAUGCACCGCCCUCAGCGCCGUGGCGGUGGCCGUCCUACUGUCAAUCAUCCUCUGCUACUGCAUAGCUAUGAACUUGAUGGGCCUGACCUGGCGUCUACGUGAUGUGGAAACCCAUGCUUUUGAGAACGGACGCUCCAGGGCAGUUCCCACACCAACAGUGGCAGUGACAAUGCUAACAUCUCCAGACAAAGGUCGAACAGGUGUGCCACCCCAACAGGAGAACGUCACCUUGGACACGGGACAGGUCGGGGUAGGCCAGAGGUCGGGCCAGGCCGUGCCACCUGGGGUCUUCUGGCGCUCGCGACUGGCCAUGGACGAACCAAACUUCCUCAAGUUCAACAUCUCCAUCCACAAGAACGCACUCAUCGGCCUCUAUGGGAGGAAGGGGCUGCCACCCACUCACACGCAGUAUGACUUUGUGGAGCUGCUGGAUGGCAGCAGGCUGAUUGUGGCGGAGGAUCACCCCAUCACGGUGGCCGAGAUGCGGGAGCCAGUUGAGCGUCCGGUCUCCAUGCACGAGGCUGGCUUCUUCCAUUACCUGGACUCAGGUGUGUGGCACUUGGCCUUCUACAACGACGGACGUGCCACUGAACAGGUGUCCUACAGGACCAACAUCCUGGAGGCUGUGAUGGAGUGUCCCUUUAACUGCAACGGCAAUGGAGAGUGUCUCUCUGGCACGUGUCAGUGUUUCCCAGGCUUCCUUGGUCCCUACUGCUCCAGAGCUGCCUGCCCUGUCCUGUGCAGUGGCAAUGGCCAAUACACCAGGGGGCGCUGCGAGUGUCACAGCGGUUGGAAGGGCACGGAGUGUGACAUCCCCAGUAGCCAGUGUGUCGACCUGCUGUGCGGAGGUCACGGCGUGUGUGUACACGGCACCUGUGUGUGUAACAGCGGCUACCGGGGAGAGAGCUGCGACCAAGUGGACUGUGCCGACCCAAUCUGCUCCGGCCAUGGGCUUUGCCUGCAUGGGCGGUGCCAUUGUGCUCCGGGCUGGAGUGGACCCAGCUGCCAGGCCAAGUCCAGCACCUGCCCAGCGGACUGCUCUGGCCACGGAACCUUCCAGAUGGAGACGGAGACCUGCCUCUGUGAGCCAGGCUAUACUGGAGCAGACUGCUCUUCAGAGCUGUGUGAAGCAGACUGCUCCCCUCAUGGUGUGUGUGUUGGGGGCUCGUGCCACUGUGAGAAGGGCUGGACGGGGCCAAGCUGUGGCGAGCAAGACUGUGACCCUCCCUGCGGCGAACACGGAGUGUGUCGGGACACCGUGUGUGAGUGCCACCCGGGCUGGGCUGGGGAGACAUGUAGCAUUGCUCACUAUAUGGACAAGAUUGUUAAAGACAAGAUAGGAUAUAAAGAUGGUUGCCCGGGGCUGUGCAACACCAAUGGCCGCUGCACACUGGAUCACAACGGCUGGCACUGCCUCUGCCAGACAGGGUGGAGAGGAGCUGGCUGUGACGUAGCCAUGGAGACCAUCUGUACUGACGGCAAAGACAACGAAGGAGAUGGCCUGGUGGACUGCAUGGACCCAGACUGCUGUCUGCAGACCUCCUGCCAGUCGACCCACUUCUGCCGCGGCUCCCCCGACCCCAGCAGCAGUGUGGGUGUGGCUGGCCAGCGGAGGCCCGCUCCCCACAGCUUUUACGACCGCGUCAGCUUUCUGAUCAGCCCUGGACAAACCCACACCAUUCCAGGGGACAGCCCCUUCAACAGCAGUCUGGUGACAGUUAUUCGGGGACAGGUGUUUACAGUGGAUGGGACCCCACUGAUUGGAGUGAACGUGUCCUUCGCCCAACUACCUGAGAACGGAUACACCAUCACACGUCAGGAUGGAACAUUUGACUUAUUAGUGAACGGUGGGGCUGUGGUGCUGCUUAGCUUUGACCGCGCUCCGUUCACCCCACUGCUACUUCCUGUUUGGAUUCCCUGGAAUGUGUUCCACGUUCUGGAGCCCCUGGUGUUGCACCACGGUGACAAGGAGACGCCCAAGUGUGACCUCAGCGGAUUUGAGCGACCUCGUCCUCGCCUGACUGCCACACCCCUUUCCACUCUCUUCAGCUCCACCCCUGAGGCCAGCCCUAUUGUACCUGAAACUCAGGUCCUGCAUGAACAGACACCCAUCAUGGGCAGCGAGUUGAAGCUGGUGUAUGUGAGCUCUCGCACAGCUGGCUACAGGCCCACACUCAAGGUGACCUUGACCCAAGCGGUGGUGCCCUUCGGCCUGUCCAAGGUGCACCUCAUCCUGUCUGUGGAGGGCCGGAUGCUCCACAAGUGGUUCCCCGCAUCGCCCCAUCUCUCUUACACGCUGCUCUGGGACAGGACCGAUGCCUAUGGCCAGAAGGUGUAUGGCCUGGGCAAAGCUGUAGUGUCGGUGGGCUUCGAGUAUGAGGCGUGUCUGGGCCUGGUGCUGUGGGAGAAGAGAGCCAUCAGUCUGCAGGGAUACCAGCUGCACCCCUCCCACAUGGGAGGCUGGACCCUGGACAAACAUCACGUUCUGGACAUAGGCAACGGUAUCCUGUACAAAGGCAGCGGUGAGCAGAGGUUGCUCUCUCUGCUGCCCCCAGUCAUCUCCACGGUGAUGGGUAACGGGCGGCGCCGCAGCAUCUCCUGCCCCAGCUGCAACGGACAGGCGGAGGGCAACAAGCUGCUGGCCCCCGUGGCUCUGGCCUGGGGCCUGGACGGCAGCCUGUACGUCGGAGACUUCAACUACAUCCGCCGCAUAUACCCCUCCAGAAACGUCAGCAGCAUCAUGGAGCUCAGGAAUAAAGACUUCAGGCACAGUAACAACCCUGCCCACCGCUACUACCUGGCCACGGACCCGGUGACGGGGCAGCUGUACGUCUCGGACACCAACUCACGGCGCAUCUACAGGCCGCGGGCACUGGGGGGAACCGUAGAGCCCCAGCAGAAUGUGGAGGUGGUGGUGGGGACGGGAGAGCACUGUCUGCCCUUCGACGAGGCCCAGUGUGGGGAUGGAGGGCCAGCCACCGAGGCCUCUCUCGCAGGACCCAAAGGCAUCGCUGUGGACCGGAAUGGAUUGAUCUAUUUUGUCGAUGGAACGGUGAUCAGAAAAGUGGACAAGGCCGGGGUCAUCACCACCGUGGUCGGCUCCAACGAUCUGGCCUCCGCUCGUCCUCUGGCGUGUGACGGCGCAAUGGACGUCAGUCAGGUUGUGCUGGAGUGGCCCACGGACUUGACCAUAAGCCCCGUAGACAACUCCCUGUACGUCCUGGACGGUAACCUGGUGCUGCGGGUGUGUGAGGGGGGCCAGACCAUGGUGGUGGCCGGGCGUCCUCUGCACUGCCCUGGGACCCCGCUGGACCUGCGGCCCACGGAGAUCCAGCUGGCCACCCACACCACCCUGGAGAGCCCCAGCGCCAUCGCCGUGUCCUACGCCGGCGAGCUCUACAUCACCGAGACGGACGAGAAGAAGCUGAGCCGCAUCAAGUACGUGUCGCCCGACGGCGAGAUCACCCACCUGGCCGGCUCGCCGUCCGACUGCGACUGCCGCAACGACGUGAACUGCGACUGCUACCUGACGGGCGACGGCUACGCCAAAGACGCGCGGCUCAACGGGCCGUCCUCCAUCGUGGCGGCGCCCGACGGCACCCUGUACGUGGCCGACCUGGGCAACAUCCGGAUCAGGGCCAUCGGCCGGACGCGGGCCCCGCUGAGCACCGUGCCCGGCCUCCACGAGGUGGCGUCCCCCGAGGCCGAGGAGCUCUAUCUGUUCAGCGCCAACGGGACACACCACCACACCCUGCACCUCAUCACCGGGGACUACAAGUACAACUUCACCUACGACAACCAGGGCGACCUGGUCGGGGUGACCGACAGCCACGGCAACGCGCUGCGCAUCCGACGGGACGCCGACCAAGUGCCCGUCCGCAUCGUCACUCCAGACAACCAGGCCAUCUGGAUGGCGGUGGAUGAGCAGAACGACCUCAAGUCCCUCACGGCACAGGGCCACGAGCUGGCGCAGUUCACCUACCAUGGCAGCAGCGGACUUCUGGCCAGCAAGACCAUCACUAAUGGCUGGACAUCGUUUUAUGAGUAUGACACGGAGGGAAAACUCUGCAAUGUCACCUUCCCUUCUGGUGUCAUGACGAGUCUCCAUAGUGACAUGGACACGGACUUCACUGUCACCGUGACCACAUCGGGCCAGGAGGAUGAUGCCAGCAUCUCCACCAACCACACAUCCAUACAGACUGUCUUCACUCUCUCUCAGGACCAGCUUCGUAACAGUUAUGUGUUGGGCUACGACCGCUCUCUGAGGAUCCUGUUUGCCAAUGGCAUGGACUCUCACUACCAGACCGAGCCGCACAUCCUGGCGGGGCCCUCGUGCCCCAUCGUGGCGCGCCGCAACAUGACUCUGCCCAGUGAGAGUGGACAGAACCUGGUGGAGUGGCGCUUCAGGAAGGAGACCUCCAGGUCAAAGGUCACCGUAUUUGGGCGAAAGCUGCGGGUGAAUGGCCGUAACAUCUUAUCUGUGGACUACGACCGCCUCCUGCGGACGGAAAGAAUAUACGACGACCACCGCAAGUUCCUACUGAAGAUCGUGUACGACGCAGCCGGUCAACCCGUGCUGUGGACUCCAAGCAGCAAGCUCCUUCCGGUCAACGUGUCGCGGAGCAGUGGCGGUCGCAUCAGUGCUCUGCAGUGGGGCUCGGAGGCCGAGCGGCUUGAGUACGAUGACCAGGACCGACUAGUUACCAGAGAGUUCCCUGACGGCAAGACCUGGGCCUAUACCUACAUGGAGCAGGCUGUGGUGCUCCUCCUGGCCAGUCAGCGGCAGUACGUCUUUGAGUACGACACCCACGGCCUCCUCUCCGGUGUCACCAUGCCCAGCCUGGCCCGCUACACCAUGCACACCGUCCGCUCCCUGGGCUUCUACAGCAACGUCUACCAGCCGCCUGAGAGCAACGCCUCCGUCGCCAUCGACUACAGAGAAGACGGACUUCUGCUAAGAGUCGCGCACCACGGAACGGGCCGUCGUGUUCUGUACCGGUACCGGUGGCAGAACAAGCUGUCCGAAGUUCUGUACGACAGCACCAAGGUCACAUUCACGUUUGACGAGGCGGCGGGCGUGCUGAAGACCAUCAACCUUCAGAACGAGGCCUUCAUCUGCACUAUCCGCUUCCGACAGCUGGGGGCGCUGGUGGACAGGCAGAUAUACCGCUUCAAUGAGGACGGCAUGGUGAACGCUCGUUUCGACUACGCCUACGACGGGAGCCUGCGAGUGGCCAGCGUGCAAGGUGUCAUCAACGACACGCCGAUGCCCAUCGACCUGUACCAGUACGACGACAUCUCCGGGAAGCUGGAGCAAUUUGGCAAGUUUGGCGUGAUCUACUACGACAUCAACCAGAUCAUUUCCACGUCCGUCAUGACCUACAGCAAGCACUUUGACGGCCACGGCAGGAUCAAAGAGAUACAGUAUGAGGUGUACCGCACGGUGAUCUACUGGGUCUCCUUCCAAUACGACGCUGCAGGGAGAGUCAUCAAGAAAGAGCUGAAGGUUGGGCCGUACGCCAACUCAACCAAGUAUUCGUAUGAGUACGACAUGGACGGCCAGCUGCAGGUGGUGUCUUUGAACGACCGCAUGUCUUGGCGUUACAACUACGACCUGAACGGCAACCUCCACCUGAUGAACCCUGGCGACAGCCCUCGUCUCAUUCCUCUUCGCUAUGACCUCCGCGACCACAUCACGCGCCUGGGAGACCUACAGUAUCAGCUGGAUGAGGACGGCUUCCUGCGACAGCGAGGCGCUGACAUCUUUGAGUACAACUCCAAAGGUCUGCUGGAGAGGGUCUACAGCAAGUCCCAAGGCUGGACCGUGCGGUAUCGGUACGACGGACUUGGUCGAAGGGUGUCCUCGAAGUGCAGUUUGGGAACGCACCUGCAGUACUUCUACGCCGACCUCACAUACCCGAGUCGAAUCACUCAUGUGUACAACCACAGCAGCCUGGAGAUCAGCUCGCUCUACUACGACCUGCAGGGCCACCUCUUCGCUAUGGAAACGAGCAGUGGAAAGGAGUUCUACAUCGCCUGUGACAACACAGGGACACCGCUGGCCAUCUUCAGCACAGAGGGCCUGCUGCUCAAACAGGUGCAGUACACAGCGUAUGGGGAGGUGCACCAGGACUCCAACCCUGACCUCCACCUCCCGCUGGGCUUCCACGGUGGCCUCUACGACCCCCUGACCAAGCUGGUCCACUUCGGGGAGAGAGACCUGGACGUGAUGGCAGGCCGCUGGACGGCUCCGUGCCCCACCGCCUUUAAGGACGUGGGGAAGGAGCCCCGGCCAUUCAACCUGUACAUGUUCAGGAACAACGACCCCGUCAGUCAUGGCCGCCACCUGCGAGAUUAUAUCACAGAUGUGAACACCUGGCUGGUAACAUUUGGCUUCCAUCUGCAUAACACUGUGCCUGGAUUUCCAUCCCCCAAGUUUGACAUCCACAACCCCUCCUAUGAACUGAUAAAGAGCCAAUUUUGGGAUGAUUUGCCCCCCAUCUUCGGGAUGCAGCAGGAUGUCAGCCGGCAGGCCCAGGCCUUCCUGUCCUUCAAGAGGCUGCCGGAGCUCAGCCUGGGCCCUGCCAUUCACGCUGAGAAGCCUUGGCUGUGGUUCGCCACCAGCUCCUCCCUGAUUGGCCGCGGCAUCAUGUUGGCGAUCAGCAAAGGGAAAGUGGUGGUGACUCACACGCUGGCCACGGCCAGCGAGGACUGCGUGAAGCUGGCAUCCGUGCUCAACGGCGCCAUCUACCUGCAGGACGUGCACUACAUGCUGGACGGCUGUGACACGCACCAUUUCGUGAAGCUGGGCGCGGCGGACGCUGACCUCGCCACGCUGCGGAUAACGAACGGGCACCGUGCGCUGGAGAACGGCGUCAACGUGACCGUGUGGCAGUCGACAGCGGUGACAGCGGGAGCUGGGCGCACGACUCGCCGCCUGGUGGACGUGGAGCUGAGGAGUAGUAGUGGCAGCAGCAGCAGCAAUGGCGGCACCUCCUCUUCCACCACCACCACCACCUCCACCUCCACCGUGGCCAUCCACCUGCGCUAUGGCACCACACCAGACGAGGAGCGCGAGCGCAUUCUGGAGAUGGCCCGCCAGAGGGCGCUGGUGAGCGCGUGGGCCCGCGAGCAGCAGAGGGUGCGUGACGGAGAAGAAGGAGCUCGGCAGUGGAGCGAGGUAGAGAAGCGGCAGCUACUGGGCAGUGGGGGGAGAGUGUCUGGCUACGACGGCUACUACGUACUCUCGGUGGAGCAGUACCCCGAACUGGCGGACAGCCCCAACAACAUUCAGUUCCUCCGCCAAAACGAGAUCGGCAAGAGGUAG
This is a messenger RNA of Engraulis encrasicolus (European anchovy), 8340 nucleotides long. Its product is annotated as teneurin-3. Gene Ontology annotation, cellular component: membrane; neuron projection. The transcript is spliced from 34 exons. Lineage: Eukaryota; Metazoa; Chordata; Actinopteri; Clupeiformes; Engraulidae. Gene Ontology annotation, molecular function: cell adhesion molecule binding; protein homodimerization activity; protein heterodimerization activity. The coding region runs from base 1 to 8340 and encodes 2779 amino acids. Gene Ontology annotation, biological process: neuron development; heterophilic cell-cell adhesion; signal transduction. The record is from RefSeq and is a predicted model, not a curated record.